This is a messenger RNA of Puccinia triticina, 1896 nucleotides long. RefSeq lists its product as uncharacterized. The record is from RefSeq and is a predicted model, not a curated record. Bases 1 to 1896 code for a protein of 631 amino acids. The transcript is spliced from 3 exons. NCBI's taxonomy places the organism in Eukaryota, Fungi, Basidiomycota, Pucciniomycetes, Pucciniales, Pucciniaceae.
AUGGAGAGUGGUGGAAGUGUGUGUGUGUGGCUUGGAAGACUGCCCGGCUGCUGCGUCACAGCCAAAACAAACCAGAACAAGCAGCUGGGUGGCCGAAUCUCGCCCCAAACGACCUGCACCACUCUCGACCAUCCACCACCACCCCGCCGACGGCAGACGCUCCCCGGGCCAGGCCGCAGGAUGGCCCAUGCCGGCGCCGAGAAGCCCUUGCUGAGCCCGCCCCAGCCGCCCGCUCGGCCACCGCCCCGCCGCCCGCCCAGCACCAGCAGCAGCGCCUACGCCCGCCACCCGCAGCCCAGCACCGCCCUCGCCUGCUGGCCGAACCGGCGGAUCACCAAGGCCCUGCUGCUCUACCCCGCCGUCCUCCUCGGCCUCGCCUUCCUCUACCUCCGAUAUCUCCACCGCCUCAUCUUCAUCGACUACGCUGCCUUCCCCCCUCGCACCGGCCCCGUCAUCGUCCACCCCGGCGUCGACCCGGAACUCUCCGUGCCGGCCUACAACCUCACCGAGCACAUCCUCCGCACCUCUCGCCCGUCGGGGGCGCCCAUCCUCGACCAUAACCUGCGGAUCGACCGGGCCAUCGACGAGCUUACGAGGCGCUUCCAGUCCGUCUGGAUCAGCCCAUCCUCGCUCAGCUGUCGGCCCUCGCCGGAGACCGAGGCGCUGCUCCGGACGCGCUUCCUGGACGCCGCCGGCCGGCCGCAGGGCCGCCACAAGCUGAUGAUUGCGCUGAACCUGCAUUCGUCGCAGGAGGUGCUGCCGGCGCUGACGGAGGGGAUCCUGACGGCGCUGCGCUAUCUGGGCCCCUCGAAGGUGUAUGUGUCGGUGUACGAGAACGGGUCGUGGGACCACACGCCGGAAGGCCUGGGGCAUCUGGGCGCGGUGCUGACGGGGCUGGGCGUGGGCCACCGGAUCCGGUGCGCGCGGGAGGAGACGAUCUGGACGGGGGUGGACCGGAUCAAGCUGCUGGCGGCGUACCGCAACGAGGCGCUCUCGGGCUUCGCGCAGGCCGACCGGAUCCUCGCCGGGCUCUCCGACCUCGUCUUCAUCAACGACGUCUUCCUGUGCGCCCAGGACAUCCUCGAGCUGGUCUGGCAGCGCCGCGUCCAGGGCGCGGAUGCGGCGUGCGGGACCGACUGGCGGGAGGCCAAGACCCUGCUCGACCAGUACGGCUGGCCCGCCACACCCGUCCGCGACCCCUCGCCCUCCGAGCCGGCCGCGGACAAGACGGUGGUCUUCUACGACUCCUGGGUCACCCGCUCGCUGUCCGGGAAGACCCUGCGCCCCCGGCUCGACCUGCUCACGGAAUACAAGGACGGAUACGCGGCGAUCUUCGCCGCCGAGGAGUCUCAGCUCUUCCAAGCCCGCUUCCGCAACGCCCUCCCCGUGCCCGUGUAUUCGUGCUGGAACGGCAUCGUCGCCCUGGCCCCGACGCCCUUCCGCGCGCCCCAGGGCCUCCGCUUCCGGGCGGCCGACCGUCGCGCAGACGAGUGUCCGUCCUCCGAGUGCCAGCUCCUCGCCAAGGACUUCUGGUCCCUCGGCUUCCCCAAGUGGAUCCUCGUCCCCAAAGUCGCCGUCACCUACACCCGCACCAUCUACCACGCCCCCGCCCUCGUCCGCGGUUCCAACCGCGACAACCGCCCCGCCUCCCGCCGGCCCCCUCAUCUCUCGCCCGUCUCCCUCGCCGACGCCCAGGCCUCGGCGGAGGAAAUCGACUGGAGCCGGUACUCCAAGCCCGACACCGUCGUCUGUUGGCCCGAUAUGUACAAGUUCCACAUCGAUUUCGAGUGGAACCAUGUCCUCGAAUCGCCCUACAAUCCCAAACUCUUGGCCGGCCCUCACCAUCCCGACCACCCUGGCUAUUCAAAGCACUUCUCCAACUCCGCGCCCACCUAA